This is a messenger RNA of Pterocles gutturalis (yellow-throated sandgrouse), 981 nucleotides long. RefSeq names its product CUB and sushi domain-containing protein 3-like. The record is from RefSeq and is a predicted model, not a curated record. Gene Ontology annotation, biological process: regulation of dendrite development. The annotation marks the transcript as partial. Lineage: Eukaryota; Metazoa; Chordata; Aves; Pterocliformes; Pteroclidae. The transcript has 7 exons.
CUCACAGCUGCAAACAACCAGAAACACCAAUUCAUGCUAACGUUGCAGGAAUGGAUCUUCCCUCACUUGGUUAUACAUUGAUUUAUACUUGUCAGCCAGGCUUCUUCCUGGCAGGAGGAUCAGAGCAUAGAGCCUGUAGGUCUGAUGGGACAUGGACUGGGAAAGUUCCAGUUUGUGAAGCUGGUUCCAAAAUAUUAGUGAAGGAUCCCAGACCAGCGUUGGGAACACCAAGUCCAAAACUAAGUGUUCCUGAUGAUGUAUUUGCCCAAAAUUACAUAUGGAAAGGAUCUUACAAUUACAAAAGCAAGAAACAGCCCAUGACUUUGACAGUCACCAGUUUCAAUGCAACUUCAGGAAGAGUAAAUGCAACACUUACAAACAGCAAUAUGGAAUUGCUCCUAUCAGGGGUGUAUAAAAGCCAGGAAGCUCGGCUAAUGCUCCACAUAUAUCUCAUUAAAGCACCCUCCCAUGCAUCUGUGAGCAACUUGAAAGAGGAAAAAUGGGCUAUGGAUGGUUUUGUUUCUGAAGAUGGGGCAACAUAUGUUUUUCAAGGAUUCAUCCAGGGUAAAGAUUAUGGACAAUUUGGACUUCAAAGAUUAGGUCUUAAUAUGUCUGAGGGUUCAAAUUCUUCUAAUCAACCACAUGGUACAAAUAGUAGUUCAGUGGCCAUUGCUAUCCUUGUGCCUUUCUUUGCUCUUAUAUUUGCUGGUUUUGGCUUCUAUCUUUAUAAACAAAGGACUGCACCUAAAACACAGUAUACAGGAUGCUCUGUACAUGAAAAUAAUAAUGGACAAGCUGCUUUUGAAAACCCCAUGUAUGACACAAAUGCAAAGUCUGUGGAAGGAAAAGCGGUACGAUUUGACCCCAACUUGAACACCGUUUGCACAAUGGUAUAGUGUGAUAAUGAUAUGUCUUCGAAGUCUGGAAACUGACACACAACACAGUGCACACACAGUUCACUGAUUUAAAAAAAAAAAAAAA